AUGACAGUUUUUGAUCUUGGGUGCAGCACAAAUGAAGACUGUCUGUACACUGGACUGGAAUGCAGACUUACAGAAUGGGGCAAUUUCUGUCGAUGCCCUGUUGGAUAUGCUGUGAGAAGCGCUAACGACUUAACGUGUUCGAAAGUUUUGGAUAGUCGGUGCACGGACGUCCACUUUUGUGGCGAUACUGAACAAGUUAACUACUGGCGUAGUUACCACAGUAGUCAUAUUUUGUCGUCUCAAUGGGAACACAGACCGCAUAUUGGCUACCGAUGUAAUCUGGAGGGAACCUGUUCUUGUGGAACUGGGUUUAUUAGAUCAGUUGAUGGACUUAGAUGUCAGCAAUUAUAUGAUGUUCCAUGUACUAACAGUAGUGAUUGUCAGGGAGACCAGGACGUCCAUACUGAAGGGCAUGUAUGUCAAAACGGGAUGUGUGCGUGCAACGAUAUGUAUAAUGCUGAAAGCUACUGGUACUCAACUUAUGAAGACGGCGGUUACCAGUAUAGCGACCAUUACAUUUGUAAACCAAAAAUUGGAUCCGUGCAUUGUGAUUCCAGCGUAUAUGGUACAACAUGUGUUCAAAUUCAAGGGAGUUUGCUAACUCAUUGUGAAGUUGGUAUUGAAGAGAAUGGACAGUGCAUCCGAGUACUUGGACAUGACUGCGAGCUGAACAGCGAGGCGUGCAAACUGGUUCAAAAUGCCGAAUGCAAUAGUUCAUAUCAGUGCAGCUGCAAAAAUGGAUUUAUCAAAAACGAUACUUCAGACAGUUGCUUUCCUGUUCUUGUGUUGAAUUGCACCGAAGAAUUAGAUUGCCUUGCCCAUCUUGAAGACUCAACAUGCGCGGAUGAUUCAAGGUGCUCCUGCAAACAGGGAUUUGUGGAAUUGGGCGCAGAGUGCAUUUCACAAGAACUAGUUGACAGAGGAUGUUAUGCUAGCGUCCACCAACUACCGGAUAUGAAUAGGCGAUCACCAAAUUAUAUACUGGGUUCGACGGAAACACCGAUACGGGAUGAUCUACUGCCAGAGGGUUGGUACAUGCUAGGAGCAUAUAUGGUUAGCUCUUCAGCUCACCUUCCUGCCGGACUUUCUGGAAUCUGUGGAACAAAGUACCCAAUCUCUCUCAAAGAAUCGCUUACCGCAGACGACUUAGCAGUUCUUGAACUUGGCGAAGAAUUGCAAACACAAGCGGUAGUCGCCGAUCUGGUAGCAGAGUAUAUCGUUCAAGAAAUAGAUGUUAAACUGAGGCGUUGUAGCAAGAAUUAUCAACUUUUCUCUCCAUCACUCUCUGUUGCCUUUUCGGCAUUUUGUUUAGGUACUGGCUCAAACUCCUCUGUUGAAUCUGGAGACAGAUGGGCUGAAGUCGUCCCAGAGUUGUUCUUCACCCGAGAGUAUGACUCUGAAACACAGGAGGAGAUGUCAAUUCCACACAUGUAUUUCAAAUGCUAUGCUUUCGAUCAUUAUUACAACUCAUACCGAAAUGAUCGAAAUUGCAAUGGCUGCGAUCGAUACUACUAUUAUGAAAAUGACGCAUUGUACUACUCGAUAAAUUGGUAUGUCAAUGGAAAACAUUGCAAGUCCUUUGGUCCCUAUCGAAGGUACAUGCUGGAAUAUACAGACCUGAACGAUACAACGAUACAAACUGAGUGCGGACAAACAACUGUUGGAUUUACUAUCCAAUGUUCUUAUUCGUGGCUAGAAACACCCUUUGGACAAAAAUCUGCUCCGAUCUUCAGUGAGAUCGAACAAACAGGAUUUCAUUCGUGGGCAAUCAACACUGUAUCAGAAGGAACGCACAUGAUGACGAACACUUACUGGACACCAUUAGGAUGUAGAACGCCAUCAUCAACCACAGAUACUACGUGUUUGGUCGAAUGGGAGCUUGCAGACAGUAGCGUUUGUCCUUUCCCUGCACAAGAAGAUGAGCAUACUUUGUGUGGGGUUGCGGUUUAUGGUCUUACCGAAUUGGGACUUAACCAGUACGGUUCAUGGCAAAAUGCAGUCAACGAACAUAUUCUGGCAAACUGGGACUGGAUAGGAGUUUCAUCGAAUGUUGAAACAUCUGGUUUAAAAUUAUUGCUAGACUAUACUGGUUAUGAAAAUAGCAAUAUUUAUAAGAUUCAGUUUCAACCAACUCAGACAAAUCAUGGCAUUUGGAACGGAUAUGCUAUCCCUGAUGUAUUGGUUGAAGCGUACAAUGGAGAUAUACAAACUCUGGAAAUGAUUCAUCUAUUUGGUAAUGAAAACGAGGGAGCGACAACACUUUCAAAAACUUCAUCAUCGGGAAGGAGGAUAGUCCUUCCUAUCUCCGACACCGGGGAGUUUUUGUUUCUAAAGAGCAAUUACUAUCUUGUGGAGGUACAUAUUAAAUUGGAAAGCAGUAAUCAGAACAGCGAGGUCAGACUUUGUGCUGUGACUGUGAGAAACGGCAAUGAAAUUUUCACCGUUGAUUUAUGCGAAUCCGUGUAUCGAAAAGGAUUUUUAUACGUCGACCCAUUGGAAGAUGGCAUAUUAAGAACAGCGUAUUCUUUUAAUGAAACAAAUCUUUACACGAAUCGAUAUAGGUGGUGGUAUACGGAGACUCAAACGCUACAUGACAGUGAUGCAAUUUGGCUUUUGAACGGAGUGAGUUUGACCAUUAGGCGAAAUGGCAAGACUUUAGAGGCCAUAUUCAAGGAUUCCCCUGGCCGUGAGAGGUUUAUCGAAAUGGAUGGCAUUGGUGCGAUAAUGUAUAAGCAGUACCGGUUUAAUGACGGGACAUAUAGAACAGAAAAUGGCGGUUUUGUUGAAAGCUGGAGAACUCAGUACACUGAAAGUCUUCUCAAUCCGAAUAACCAUGUUUCCUACGCAAAAACUGAAACCUACUACCAGUGCCGAUGUCCUCUGGUUUCUGAAGUUCCAAAAGAAGAAACUAUUACUGUCGAACACAGAGAUACUGAAUACUCUAACUACUACGGCCCUGUUGGUCCAGUAGGAUAUUACUAUGAUGAAAUACAGCACACUAAGAAAUUCACUGGUGUUGUUAAAUGUGACGUGUUAACAGAAUGCCAGGAAGACACCCUAGGAUUGGAUCGGCCAAAAUCACCUUUUGCAGUAGAGAUCGUUGAGCAACUUGCUGUUUCUGCAGAUGAUGCUGGCCUCACAUGCACUUUUACAACAUUGCCGGAACGGAUGCACAAAGUAGAAUGGUAUAUUGGUGACUCGUCAGUUCUUGACCAAGGAAUGGACCCUGCAGAACCGUCCCUGAAAAUAGCUGAUAUAUUUACUACGUCUGGGAGUGUCUGUGAUUUAGACAAAGAGAUAACAUGUUCCGUGACAAUCUACAGUUCAGACGGAUCAACUCAGCAGGGUCCAACUUUUUAUAGUCCACCUCUUUUGCUGUCAGAAAGAGAAAAAAUACAGGGACCAUUUGCAGACGUGUGUGUGAUUGUUGGAAAAUGUUACCACGAACUUGACGCAAAUCCUUCUGACAACGCGUACCUCUGCUAUCCAUAUCUUGAUUUUACAACGUGGAUAUUGAAUCUAACUUUAACUAGAGCACCGGGGGAUAUUUGUGUACCUGGAUUUGGACACUGCGAAACGAUACCUGGAGAGGCCUUCUGUGAAGUUGAUUCCCACGUCUGUUUAUGUUCUGACACGUUUGAAGAGAUCAAUGCAACAUGUUCACAAAUAGGAUGUGUCAAUGAUACUGAUAUCUGUAGGGAGAUUAUGUAUGGCCAGUGCAAUGGCGACGUGUGUGUAUGUGAGCCGUGGACAGAACUCAACAACGUCAAUGGCCAUUGUCAUGCGAAACGCACGGGAAGUGAAUGUGAUCAUACAUCCGAGUGCGACCAUAUUAACGGGGCCAUGUGUGUCGAUAGAAAAUGCUCGUGCUUAGAUCAGUUUAAGGAACUCGACUUCGGAUGUGUGCCAAAAGUUCCUGGCGACGAGUGUGAACCUGGCGGAGACCACUGUAUGAACAUCGACCAUGCCUUCUGUAACAUUGACACACAUCAAUGUUCUUGUGAUGAUUUACACCAGCUUGAAAACGGCAAAUGCGUUUUGAUUUCGUGUUCAUUCACGGACAGUGUUGCCUGUGAUGGAAUUACCAACGCAAUUUGCACGAAUAGCAUGUGCUCUUGUUUAAGUUCAGCAUACAUCGAUCAAGAAACUGGACACUGCAAAAAUAGAGAGCUAGGUGAUAAUUGCGCAAAGAACGAACAUUGUAGUGGCAUGACUGGCGGGAAAUGUGGCCUAGUCAACCAAACACUUCACUGUAUUUGUAACGAACAAUACAAAGAAAAUGGCAACGGUUGUAGUCCAAAAGAGCCAGGAGACAGUUGCAUUCUAAAUGAAAAUCACUGCAGCCUGAUAAGUGGUCAGGUGUUUUGCAAAUCAGAAACCGAGGUAUGCGUGUGUGCUGAUACAUAUGCUGAUGACAAUGGUCGGUGUGUUUCAAAAGCAUGCAGCUCAUCAGCUGAAUGUUCGCAGAAUGCAGAGUGUAAAAACGAUAUUUGUGCUUGCUUAAUUACGGCGGAUUUAAUCCCUCAAACUGGAACAUGUGAGCUAAAAGUACAUGGUAGUCAAUGUAAUGCAGACGAACAGUGUGCUCAUAUUGAGGGUGCAAAGUGUGAUCAGGCUAUGCCUCGUGUGUGUAUAUGCGACGAGCGGUAUGCAACGGUGGAUGGAAGCUGUGUAUUUAAAGAACAAGGAAAGCUAUACCUCUAUACAACAGAAAUUAUUGUUUCCCAAACACUUGAUGAUGACCAACAUACAGCCUUGUUUAGAUGCGAUUACAGCAUUGAUUAUGGAUUUCAUUAUCAAGUUAAAUGGUUUAUAAAUGACAACGAAAUUAACGCAACAGAUAUUGUUCGUUCCACCGAUGCAUCAGUUUCCUCAGUCCUGAAAGAUAUGGAGCUGCAUUCAUUAAGUCCUGAUGCUUUCCAGUUUGAUUCAAAGAUUAAGUGUUCCGUCACUGCUUUCAAUGACAGCGGCAACAAUGAAUUAAAGACAGUAACAAGUUCUUUUUUAACUUUAUUUGAGGUAUCAACAACAAACUUGCUUUUCAAUCGUGGACGAACAGCGACUUUUUCCGUCAUUCAAAAUGUGCCAUUCGGAUGCGGCUCAAAAAAUCGUGUUCAGUGUUCCCUCCAAUACAUUGUUUACGACCCAGUUGAUUCUUACGACUGCACUGAUGCUACUUUAGCAGUUCUACAUUCUGAUACAUGCGGAGGACGCAUAGAUGGUGUAACAGUUGAUGGCAGAAGAACAAUCGUGUGGACUAAGCAAGUUGUUAACAUUACGGUAGUUGUAAAGAACAACGAUCAAUACAAACUAAAAAACCGAUUUUCGUUGACCCUUAAAACUAUUCCAACGGGAAAUGCAAAGCCAUUUUGGACAGGGAUGUCGACUGGCAUAGAGGUACACGUUCAGGAAAACGCAAUUUCGAGAGAACCACAUUGCUAUUCCCAUGUUGACCCGCACCAUGGAACAUUUGAUAACUUUCAUUUUGAGAAUCAGAACACUGGCGAAUUCAUCUUGGUAAAACACACGAGUCUACCUAUAAUUGUACAAAUGGUGACUGAACCUUGUGGACAAUGGGGUCCAAUUCCAACAUGCGCUUGUGCUGUUACCAUGAAAUCAGGAGGAGAUGUAUUUACCUUAAACCACUGUGGGGGUCAUCUGACAAAAUACUUGUCUAAUUUAGACGGAACAUUGAAGGUGUACAGAGAACAAUCGACAAAUUAUAAGGUUGUUUUCAACACUGGAAUGAUUGUUUCAAUCUAUGUGAUGACAUAUGGCAAAUACGUCUUAAAUAUUGACAUAUACCCUUCACCCGAUGACUUUGGACAAGUGGAAGGGUUAUGUGGUAAUUUCAACGGCGACCCGACGGAUGAUCUUGCGUACAGAGACACCGGUGAUUUGUGGGUACCAACUGACUCCAGUGACCGGGUUUGGUCUUGGGCUGUAUAUCCAGAUACAUUCUCGUUUUCUUGGGAGCUUAAAGACAGACCUGACGACAGUCUUCUCAGCGAAAACAAUUAUUUGCAACCUUCACUUUGGAACCCUAAGGCUAAGUAUUGCGUUUGUCCUGACGCUGCAAAUGGAAACUAUGACUCCAUAUGUACCUUCCACUCUGACGACUCCUGCAAAACGCCGGUAGUACGGAAGGGUGAAAUUAUUUCUCGUGAGGCUUCUGAAGGAAAGCGAAAAAAUAGAAAUAAACGUUCAAAAACAACAAACAAUGGAAUAAAUAAACGAUUGCAAAGAAUGCGGAGACAGUGGAGAGAAACAUUUGACAAUGUCCAGAGAAUGAAGAGAAGCACAAGUCUUGACACAAGUUCAAACAUGACGACAGAAGAAGCGGUUCAGUUUUGCACGAGUGCUUUUGUUGACUGCCCAACAGCCAUUUCUACAAACGAAACAGAAGCGGGAUUAAACAAAACAAUUCAAGAAUGUGCAGCGGAUGUGCUGUCGACCGGACAGAGCCAAUGGGUUGUUUAUCACUGUGACGCCACUACGCAAAACCUAGAAAUGACAAUAGAGAAAAACGAAACUUUCGUUGACGCUAACCCCGAAAUAGUAUUUGCUGUAAGGAACAAUUCCUGCCGUUCAAAUUGCAGCAGUAAUGGGCAAUGUAAAGAAGGUGUCUGUGAUUGUUUUGACGGAUACGGAACGGAUCUGUGCAUGAUAGCCCUGUCUGUAGCCCCAAUUUUGGACGAAGCCGGGGACGAUGGGACUUGUGACAUAGAUGACAGUGACUGUAGCUGCCUUCCCAUUGUCGGCAAUGGAUUUGUGGAAAACGCCACCUGCAAAGUUAUUCAAUUCAAGGCUGAUAAUACAGGCAUAUUUUCACGUUUUGAUGAGUAUACUUUGCCAUGCUCCUAUCUGGACUUGAACGAAGUAUGUGCGCCAGUCAAGGAAGCAGAAAACAGAAGAAGGAAGCGUUCUGAUGGAAAUGGAACGGAUGUGACGAACGGUUUUUCAGAAAUGUUUGAGUUAUCGGUCAGUAAUGAUGGUAGCCACUUCAGUAUCCCUUCUUCCGUCGUUAUUUUAGACACCACGUGCCAAGAAACAUCGGUGGAUUUAAUGGGAACAACGAUGGUGACGCUCAAGAUUGGUUAUUGUUACAUCGAUGGCACGUGCGUUCAAGAAAACGAAGACAAUGGGGACAUUUGUAACAUCUGCUCUUCGAGAAACUCUUACUUCGAAUGGACAAAUGUUUGUAAGAAAGACGAAGGAGCAACUCCGACUGAUAGCAAAGUAAUGAUAGUUGCUGUGUCCUUGGCGGUCCCGUUUGCAGUAACACUUGGGGUUAUUGUUUGUGUCGUGAUCUACAAGGCUUUCAACAAGAAAAAGAUUGCUGUCACUAUGAGUUCCGAUAUCGAUUUGUUUGACGAGCCUUCAAACAAGCGCUUCCACUUAAGAGAAGUUCCGGUGUCGAUACUCGGGGGAUCUGAUAAGCCAUUGGCAGAUUCGAGACCAUCUGAUUCAGAAGAUACAGGGGUGGGCCCAUCGACGGAAAAUCACUUGCAGAAUACGUUCAAUAUCUUCCCUGAUAUUGCAGAGAGCAACCGCAAAACUGCUUACUCGAUGGGAUUCUACGGAAAUGAUGAUGUUGCGCAAUCCCUGCCUGGAUCAUCCGUUGACAUGUCGGACAUGAAGUGAAAUAGAUAGAGUUGGUGAUUCAUUAAUUGACUUGAUUUUAAAAUAUAUUUUGUUUACAAAUUUCUCAAAUAACUGACAAUGAUUUCUUAAAUGAACAAACAGAUUCAUACAAGGACUUAACUACAGCAUCAAAUAUAAUUUACCUAACAAACCACCUUACUAGAAUUGUUUGUCAAUCAAUGCUUCUAAUACCUCUGAUACCAACACAAAUCUAACUCGGCCCUGAACGUUCACUGAGCAUUUCGUCCUUUCAGUGAACGUUUUCUGUCAAUAAAUGAAAUUGACGCGUAACACAAACACGCGCCGAUAAAAGCUCAGAAUACUAUACGCAUAUCUUUUAAGCAAAAAAUAUCUAACACAUGUUCAAUAUUAUAAUUAAAGUCAAUGCUAUAGGUUUCCAAUAACAACAACUACACUGAAAGUAGAGAAAGAAAACCUAGAAGUUUCGGAUACAAUAUUUGACAUGAUUUUUGAAAGUUUUACAAAAAACAAGACGUUUUUCUUAGAGAAUAACUGGUGGAAAUAGAAGUCUAAAACACGUUGCGAUUGAUAAUAUUUCUGAUGUUUUAAGUAAUGUUGACCUUACUAGUAAGACUUUAAUUUUAUUCCAAUACGAAACAUUAAUUUAUAUGGCCUUGAUAUCGUGACUCAAAAAAAUAUUAUGCAUAUUAAACAGAUAAAAUAUAUUUGUCAAAUUCUGGCAUUUUAAAAAUAAAACCUCAAUAAAUUGUAAUAUAAUAGCUCAUCUUAAGACGUCUGCCCUCUGCAUGAAGUACAUUAUAGUGAAUUAUUAUUCGUCUCAGAGAAAAGAAUAUCAAAUAGUUUCUACUUCAAAAACUAUUUGGUUCAUGCUAGGUGCAUAAAGGAAGUCAAAUUUUCGUCCAAUUUUAUUUUCUUCAAAAUAAUGGUUAGCAUUCCAUUUAAAACAAUAAUCUUACGGAAGAUUCACGAAAAUACAGUCAUAAAAAUAUUGACGUAAGUCAUUUUAAUAUAAGUUGUUUUUCAUAUUUUACGAGUGUUAUUGUUAUAGCUAACAUGAUUGACAAGAGGACUUUGUCCUGAGCAAACCUUUGUAUGUGUUUAACCAGAAUUUAGUGUUUAUUAACAAACCUUUGUAUGUGUUUAACCAGAUUUUAGUGUGUAGUAAAAAACCUUUAUAUGUGUUUAACCAUAUUGUAGUGUCUAUUGACAAACCUUUUCUUUCUUUGCAACUUUAUCGCGAUUAUUUUAGAUUUGUUAUUAGUAAAUAAGUAAAAUGUGAGUCGUCAUUAUUACUGUUGCUUUUUAUAUUCAAGAUAAUGUACGUGUAAAUAAGUUAUGAAAACAGUGCAUACCAUAAACAAUAGUAUAUAUGUGAAAAAUAUCUGUAAUUGUGAUAUUGUAUUGUUAAAAUACACCGAACAUUUUAUUUAAUUUGUCAGCUAACAUUUUUCCGAAACAAAACAAACAAAAAUAAUGAAACUCAGGUAAUCAGGCUUGUUUGUGUAAGUAAUAUAUUUGCAACAUAUUGCUGAAGUUUCAUGAUGAUAUUAUUAAAAAGAUAUGAGAAUCUGAGUAACAUUAAAUCGAUAACCUCAAACCAAAAGUCGCAUAGAACAUGACUAAAUUUAUGUAAAAGGAAUAUAAAUAAAACGACUUUAUGCAAAUAAACUUAUUAAAAGCAUGGUGCAAAUGAAAGAUGAACUUAAUUUAAAUGGCACUUCAAACACAUGAUUAAGUUUGAAAUUAUAUUUAAUUGGUGUUUACACUUUUAGCUCGUUGAAAUAUCUUCACUUUUAAAUAACAAUAUGAAAAACAUAUACUUCCAUAACGUUUAAAGGUAUUUAUACUACAUGUUUAUAAUAAUAAUAUCAGUCUAAAGAUAUUUUGUUGAAAGUUUUAUUGAGCUAACUUUCACUGACAUAAAUACCUUAAGGGUUUAUUUCGAUUAUUUUUUCAAAUUGGAAUGUAGGUUAUUUAACAAUAAGGUUAUUUGAUUUGCAUUGCGCUGUUUUGUUAAAACUGCUCUGGUGUAUUGGCAAAACAAAAUGUUUUUGAAAGUAGAAAAUAGUUCACGUUACGGAGUAAAUAUACCAUGCAAUGAAUGUAAAUUCUAUGAGGGGUUAUAACUAAGUUUGGGGAAUAAUGCCCCAAAUCAUUAGGUUUGCUUGAGGAACUAUAUGCCAUUGUUGUUAUUACUUUUGAGUAGGUUUUAUAUAUAAGCCUUCAAAUAUUUUGAAAUUCGAAAACUGACCAAUUUGUAAAGUUGUUGAGGUGUAAUACUAUCGCUUAAUUAUUGAUAUCUUGAUGUUUUGCUUAUUUGCUUUUUUCUUGUUGUUUCCUCAUAUUAUGUGUUAAUAUUUAAUGUUGUAUUAAUUAUUAUUUCAAAGAUACUGUUUGUCUGCCUGUGUUUCUGUCUGUCUGUCAACCUUUAACGUUUUAUUUAAAUAAAAGUAAAUAAUUGUUUCAUGGAAGUUAUAUCAUUUUUUAUCAUUAAAAUGAUAAGCAUUUAUGAAAAACAAAUAUGUGAUAGUAAAAAUGUUAUAUUUACGAAUGUCGUGUCAUGCAUCACAAUUGUUUCAUGUCUUUAUUAUAAAUAUGUAUCCAAAUAAUCCAACUAAUUAUAUGUAGUUUUAAUUAACAAUAAACGCAAAAAUAAUCUU
Molecule: messenger RNA, 10286 nt
Organism: Mya arenaria
Lineage: Eukaryota; Metazoa; Mollusca; Bivalvia; Myida; Myidae
Exons: 46
Coding region: 1-7644 (2547 amino acids)
Source: RefSeq, a predicted model, not a curated record